AUGAAGCUUUCCGUUGGUACGCUUUUGACUGCGGGGCUCGCCGCUUCCACAGGCGUAAGUGCCUCGCCUAUGCCUUCCUCGGAAGACAUGUCUCCCAAUCUUGAGACUCGAGGCCUUUGGCUUCGCGAUGAAUGUCAUGCAUACCCUGGUGGUACCGUUGUCGGAGGAAGCACGCUCUGGAUGCUACGCAAUACCUGGAAUAAUAAAUACGGUGGAGAUUUUGGGGGUAGUCUCGGCGUAGUUUAA
Alternaria burnsii is the source of this 246-nucleotide messenger RNA. RefSeq lists its product as uncharacterized. The coding region runs from base 1 to 246 and encodes 81 amino acids. Lineage: Eukaryota; Fungi; Ascomycota; Dothideomycetes; Pleosporales; Pleosporaceae. The record is from RefSeq and is a predicted model, not a curated record. The transcript is spliced from 2 exons.